Lutzomyia longipalpis is the source of this 3113-nucleotide messenger RNA. RefSeq lists its product as uncharacterized. The transcript has 7 exons. NCBI's taxonomy places the organism in Eukaryota, Metazoa, Arthropoda, Insecta, Diptera, Psychodidae. The coding region runs from base 716 to 1576 and encodes 286 amino acids. The record is from RefSeq and is a predicted model, not a curated record.
CACAUCGAGAUGAUAUAGAUGACCAAGUGUUGCCACGGUGCUGUUGUGAAUUAUUUGGGAUACGCAACCUGACCUGACCCGCGCGCAUAAGAAUUUUCGCGUGACAUCGCGUGUGUGCCAAUUGCAAAAGAGACAGAGAUUGUCUGCCAAUCUUGUGGAAGUGAAUUGCAAAUCUCUUGUCCUAGAUUGCCUUAGCAUAGUACUGAUUGUGUGGAAAAUUCCGAAAUUUUAUUACACAAAAUCCCAUCUCGGGCAUCGUCCAAGAAUAACCAGCAAACAUUGUCGGUGGACGUGUGUUUGGGUGAUUGGACUAAAAUAGACGUUGUGAGUGAAUAAAUCUACUACUGGGUGAAUCACAAAGUUCCUGGAUGGAUAGAUAUAUGGUGUGCGGUGUAUUUGAGAACAUGUCCACUCUUGAUUAAAAUCGCUGAGCGUGCUCAACACACCUCUUCAAGUGUGCUAUAUACAACCAAACGAAGAGCCUUUGAUGAAAUUUGCAGAAUUAUAGACAAUUGGAUUCCCCUCUCUUUUACGGAGGUACGAGUGUGUGAUUUACAGAGAGGACCCGGAAAAGUGUUGAAGCGUAGUUUUAUUGAGUUGUGUGUGCGGGACUUGGAAAGGGGGUUGGUGAAUCAAAUGGGAUUAAAGUGAUUGUGGUGGGUGCGAAAAAGUGUGCAGAGGUAAAAUUGUUGGGAGCCCUUAAACAGCUUAAAGUAUGUUUCGACCACACAUCAUCGUGAUCCCCUUAAUUCUGGCAACAGGAAUUCUGGCUGUACAAAUACACGAAGUGAAGGUCCCAUCAACGUAUAUUCUCGAUGAAGACAACGAUGAACCCCUCAUUCUCGAUUGCAUUUACGACAUAGAUCCCACUGAGACGGGGUUUGUCCUGAAAUGGCUUCUAAAUGAACGUCCUGUCUAUCAGUGGAUACCCAGCGUGGGGUCUUUUGCCCUGCCACUGCUCAAGAAUCGCAUUGAUGCCUCGUACGAAGUGUCCCAGGAGACAAAACAGAAGCAUCGUGCUCUUGCCAUUGUGAAGCCUUCGUGGAACAUCACGGGGAACUACACGUGCUCCGUCCAGACGUUCGAGUCGUCGGACAAAAAGUCAGCCCACCUACAAAUUGUUGUGCCUGAGAAGAAUUUUCAUUUGAAGCAUCACUGCUGUGACGAAGAUGACACCGUUGACAUCAUCUGCAGCACAUCGGGUAUUUAUCCAGAGCCAAAGCUCAUCGUUCUAUUAAAUGACGACGCCGUUGGCAAUCAAGUGGCAAAUCGCUCAAGGGCCGAUGAUGAUGGUCACUAUGAGGUUAUCGUGAAUGCCCGCGUACCACGACAGAAGAUGGAAUCACCAACAACAAUCAAAUGCAUCCUCACAAUCCCCGGAACUUCCUAUUCACGCAAAAAGGAAUCAAUCUUCUAUGACAGACUAACUUUUGUGCCAACAGCAAUGCCUCUAGAUGAAGAGACAAGUGCCACAUUGAACCACGCAGGAACUUACGGAGGUGGUUCAGCAAAUCGUGCGAGUAUCAUUGCAGGGAUUAUCCUUCCAUUGCUGACACUUUUACUGCACUUGACGUAAUAUUGAAGGGUUUACACAGAGUGAGUGACUCAGUGAUCAAAGAAAAGAGAUUUAGAGGACAUUUUAUAAAUGAUUAAAAAACUAGUUAAAUGCCUUAAUUUAUACUAACUUCGCUGCUCCUUGAGUGAGUUAUGGGAGAUAAUUGACACCAAAAAUGUGCUAGAAAAUUUCAGACCUGAGAAAGACGGUGAAAACCUCCGAAAUGUCGUUGAAUUUUAAAUCAUCACUUGUUUCGAAAUUUCUUAAUAAAUCAGUGCGAUAUAUGUUCCAUUCUUUGGUUAUAAAAAAAAAAGAUUUAUUUUUAUGUAGCUAAAAUCAAAAAAUUUCAAAGGGUUUAUGGAAAAGAUGGAAAAUUUGAAUUGUUUCAAAAACAAACAGAUUUCCCUAAAAAGAGGAAAUUUUUAAUAAAUUUCUGGAGAAGAGUUCUUGUCCUAAUUCUAUCCGAUGCAAUUCCUUAUAGAUUCUAUUUUUUUUUUGAGUGAAAUAAUUUUGUCAAUCAUUAAAAAAAAUUGAAAUUGACGAAAAAUAGAAAAACUAAAAGAUUUUUAGAGAAGAACUUAUUUUAUAUCUUCCGAAAGUCGAAUUCUUGAGAAUUAUAAAAUCUUUUUAAAAUUUCUUUAACAAAAUAUUACUCAACGUCAGCUCAAUCAUUCUAAUUUGCUAAAUAUCUGAAAGAAUCCUGAACAGGAUAUCCACAAAUGGCAAAAGAAUUUUCCGGAAUAGAUAUAUUUAAAAAAUAACGAAUUUGUUGUUUAAAAAUAUUAUUAAACACAUUCUUGCUUAAUAUAAAAUAAUUUGCAAAAUAACGAACUGGAAAUUUUUUCUGUAUGAAAAACUAAAGAUUUUUUUAAAUUUCGUCUUAGAAGGGUUAACUACAUGGUGUCAAUAUCUCACGGGAGAUUUGUAAUAUAUAAAACAGAAGAUUAAAAAUUAUAAUCUCAAGUUUGUAAAUCAUUAGCUCUAAUGAAGCAAAAAAGGAUUGUAAAGGAAUAAUGUGUAAAUAUGCUGGUGUUUGUAGAAGAUGGCAAUGGACGAUGGGGUACGAGGAGUUAAUUUAAUGACCAAGAAGUCACUGCAGCGUGUGCAAAAGCUGGACAUAAAGUGUAAUUAAAUAUUUCUUGUGCAAAUGUUGGGGAAACAUUCACCAAAGGCAAUUUAAUUAGGUGACUUUUUAUUUCUCCCGUUUGGGGGGGCAAAACUUGCGCAAUAUUGCAAAGAGAUAGCUGCAGAGUACACCCAGAACUUAAUGACCAAAUGGAAAUUAUUAUAUUGAAUGCAAUUUUGCAUCGCCACCCACCCCGCCGAACCUCCCCAAAUUUUUGCACGGUGCUGCAGUGCAUUGCCAAAGAAGUGAAAUGUGUGUUCUAAUUUUGAAUUUUGCAAAAACAUGUGUUUUACGCACUGUGAAAGAAACUAUAUAUAUUUGCACAUGUUGUCAAAAUAAUAAAUAAUUUUGUGAAAUUUUCAUGUACAAAGUCAUUAACGAUAUAAUUAUAAUUUUCUCUUUAUAGAUUCAAUAAAUAAAUCACAGCACAAA